CUGUUUACUCUGGGAGCAUGGGAGCGGACGUCAGGACUGUGGUCCUUGCAUUGGGGAUCUCCAUUUUCAAACCUUGCCGUCGCAAAGCUGGGAAGAAGGUAAAGUUUGUGCAAGCUCAGUGGCUUAGAAAGGAUCGGAUUUCAAAAUGUGGAGCUCCAGAUCAUCCCUGUUCCAGGUGUCUUUGUGUCUGCUGGUUUCUGUUGGCUCCUGCACCUGUAAAGCUCUCAAUAAUGACAUCCAGAGCGAGAUCCCUGAUGGACUCUACUCUCAUCUGUCAGAGGAGGACCUUCUGGAGGAGGAAGACACAGACUCCAGGAUGGAGAACCUCCUGGGAACCAUGAAGGAGGGCUUUCUGAGAAAACUCAACCUGUCAGACGUUCCUCACGAGAACAGCAAAAUCUACCCUCCUCAGUUUAUGAUGGAGCUCUACAACAAGUAUGCCUCGGACAGCUCGGCAAACCCUCAGUCUGAUGUCAUACGAAGCUUCACUGUCCAAGAUAUCCCUCUCUCUGAGACAAAUGGCACAAAGUCAAAGAGCAGGCUGCAGUUUAACAUCAGCAUCCCCACCCACGAGAAGCUCACUACUGCUGAACUACAGCUCUUCUUCUUCCCAGAUCCCAGGUCAACGGUCACCUACCACAGAUUCAAGACCACCGUCAAAGUCUAUGAAGUGGAUUACAACGAUUUCACAUCCACCACCCAACUGCUGGUUGGAAAAGAGGUGACAAGCUUUGAGAGCAUGUGGGAAACAUUUGAAGUGACUGCGGCAAUUCAGAGCUGGAUCAAGUCGGGCCAUAGAGCAACUGUUUUUGAUGUCGUGGUGGAUAGGAAGGACUGUGGGGCCUCUAAAGGUGAAGAAGGAGCAGGCUGUUUGAAUAUGAGCGUGUCUGUUGGAGAUAACACUUCAGCGGCUUUAAUCAUCUUCUCGGAUGACCUGGGUAGCAGGAGGAGGGAGAAAAAGAAGGAACUAAGAGAGAUGAUCCUCCACGAAGAAGAAACCAUCUUACACUCAGGUGCGGACUGGAACAGAGGAGAUCAGCUUCCAAACGAGAUCCCGGAAGAGCACCUACGGAGAAAGAAAAGAAAGGUAGAGAGAGAAUACUGCCAGCGGACCUCUCUCAAAGUCAACUUUAAAGACAUUGGCUGGGACAGCUGGAUCGUGGCGCCUCCAGAAUAUGAUGCCUUUGAAUGUCGAGGACUGUGUUACCACCCGCUGACAGACGAAAUGACCCCAUCAAAGCAUGCCCUUAUCCAGACGCUGAUCAACAUCAGGAACCCCAAGAAGGCCAACAUGGCAUGUUGCGUCCCCAUCAAACUGGACCCCAUCACAGUCAUGUAUCAGGAGAACGGACGCCUCACUAUCAGAUACCUUUAUGAAGAGAUGAAGGUGGCAGAGUGUGGCUGCAGGUAGUCAGAGAGAAUUGGUUUGCUCUGGUGGUAGGACAGGUGAUUAUAAUAGUGCAAAUGCUGCAUUUCAUUUAAGUCUGUCUGAUGUUCAUUUCCUGCAAUGGUCCAGUAGAAGAGAAGUACCACAGGUCUAACAAAAAGAUAAGAUUUUAUUUAUACCAAGGAAUUAAAUGAUUGUGCAACAGUUGCAUUACAAAGUAGGAAACAGUGCAAGAAACAUGGACGCCUCUAUUUUCUUAAGUAGGUUGAUAAGAUUAAAAGUCCGAAAUAUUCAUCCCUGCAACACAAGUUACAUCAGUGAUAUCAAGACUGAGAGUAUACAGCCAUACUCUGUGAGGUUGUACUUAGGUUCAGCAGUGCUUUAAGCUGAAUGCUAACAUGCUCAAAAUGACAAUACUAUCAUGCUGAUGUUUAGCAGGUUUAAUGUUUAUCCUAUUCAGGAUCUUUUUUUAGCAUGUUAGCAUGCUAACAUUUGAUAAUGGAAUGGGGAAUGUCAUUAGUUUUGCAGUUUAUUUUCCAGAAAGUAUUAAAAGUUUUGACCUGAUGAAAUGUCAGAAGAUCACCAAAGUCAGUAGGAAUUAUCCUCUGGGGACAACGAAUGUCUCUACAAGACAUAAGGCAAUCCAUUAAGUAGAUGAGGUAUUUCAAUUUGGACCAGUCUGAAAUGCAACUAACAGUGAAACCUCCAACAGGUCAAUAACACGUUGUUGCUUGUGCUGCUAUGAAUUGUAACGGAACCUGCAGCCAGAUACCAUGCCUGUUAGCAUUUCACAUGUCAUCACCAUCAAGCACGAACCAAAGGAGACAGAUAUCUUUAUAUUGUGUAUUUAAUACUGGUUAUAUGUACAUAAAAGCUUGCCCGUACACUGUCUUGAUCUAAUGUGUUAUAACAAAAAACAAAAUUGUAUUAUGCAGUAAAUAAUGUAAAACAGAACAGAAAGUGUGUAAAAAGCAACAGUAUUUUGGUGGUUAACAAACAUCUUUGCAUUGUGAUCUCACAUAUGUGAAAUGACUUCUACCUCUUAACACCGCAUUACAUGGUGGGAGCACGUAAUAUGUAAAAUUACGUGGUGGGAGCACGGCUGAGUGUAGGCACCAAAACUACUUGGUUAGGUUUAGGACAAGAUUAUGUUAUCGGGUAAAAUAACUUAUGUUAUGUACAUGGCAUAACUACAAAGUUAAAGGAAGUAAUCAUCGACUUCUUAUUUUACAUAGGACACAAACAGUGCUCUCCCAGGUGAAAGUCCUGCAUUUCUUUGACCCAUCCACCUCAGCCUCCUACCUACAUGGACUUUCUCACUCAUUAUACAACCUAAGGGUUUGGAUUGUUAACCACCGCCUAAUGCGUGACAUCAUUGAACCAGGGAAUUAGUGUAUUUACCAUGACAAACAAUCCUAAUUGACUUUGCAUUGGCAUUUUUUGUAAUUUUUACACACUGACACCGAUAUGUAAGGCGAUGUGAAGAGGUCACGGUUAUUUGUAUUUGUGAGAUCGGGUUGCAUCUUUUUUCUGUUUUUUUUUUUU
Molecule: messenger RNA, 2932 nt
Organism: Epinephelus moara (kelp grouper)
Lineage: Eukaryota; Metazoa; Chordata; Actinopteri; Perciformes; Serranidae
Gene: gdf2
Product: growth differentiation factor 2
Exons: 2
Coding region: 146-1411 (421 amino acids)
Biological process (GO): SMAD protein signal transduction; BMP signaling pathway
Cellular component (GO): extracellular region
Molecular function (GO): cytokine activity; growth factor activity
Source: RefSeq, a predicted model, not a curated record